CAAUCGCUAAGCACAAAUAGUUAUUUCUCUCACAAAAGCUUCGUCUAAAUAAAUAACAAAACGAAUUAAAUUGCGUGAAGCUCCUUACAUUCUAAGUAUAGCUUUUCAUACAUUGCUCUUCGCUUAUCAGGAGAGAGUAUACAAGAGAUGAUAAGAAAUAUUCAAAAUAAGGUUUUUUGAGCCACAGUCUUUAAUCAGAGCUGGAACUAAUUUCCAAUAUCAGUCAUACGGAGCUUGAUACACGUUAAUUCGCAUUUGCUGGUCGAUGAGUGCAGGUCAACACAUCGUCUCGCACAUAGGACUGGUUUUUUGGGUUUUAAGUUUCUAGUUUCUCCUGGAGCUUGUUAGCAUUUCAAGAUUCCCACUAUGAGCUGCCUGUCGCGUUUUCGCCUAAUCACUUUCGAUGUUCAUAACACGUUGCUACAAAUUCGGUCGGCGCCUGGCAAGAAGUAUGGAGAACUUGGAGCAAUGUUUGGAAUUAGUAACAAUAAGAAUCAACUGGUGGCCAAUUAUGUACAAAGUUGGCAUAAAAUGAACCGGUUGCAUCCGAAUUUUGGACUGAAGACGAAAAUCGGAUACAGACAAUGGUGGCAAAUGAUGAUUGGAGGUAUUUUCAACGAAAAUGGAACAAACAACAUUCCAGAGGAUAAGAUCGACCAGAUGACAGAACAUUUUAUGGAAUUCUUCAAAACCAGUGGUUUUUGGCAGCAUUGUUAUGGUUCGGUUGACUUCCUGAACUAUUUGAAACUUCAACGGCACAACGAUUCACAGGGCAGAAAGGAACCACCCUUUAAGCUGGGCGUUAUAUCCAAUUUUGAUCCCAGGCUUGAUGUUCUGCUCAGGAAUAUGAAGCUAAAUCAUUAUUUUGAUUUUGUGCUUAAUUCCUAUGAUGUCGGAUACAUGAAACCAUCGAAGGAAAUUUUUGCUGCUGCCAUGAAAGCUUCCGAAUUGAAGGAUCUUAAACCGCAAGAGUGCUUGCACAUCGGAGCGACACCGGCUACCGAUUAUUUCGGAGCCCGACAUGCUGGCUGGUAUGGAUUGCUAGUGCAUGAAAAAUCCGCAGAUGAACUGUCUCGAAAAUACGGACAAACGGUAGAUGAUAAUCACGUGUACUCUAGUCUAUUUGAUAUUCAUAAAAAGAUUUCAAACGAUUAUAUGAAAUGGUAAAUAUAUGUUAUGGUGGACGAUAUAA
Molecule: messenger RNA, 1192 nt
Organism: Armigeres subalbatus
Lineage: Eukaryota; Metazoa; Arthropoda; Insecta; Diptera; Culicidae
Gene: Reg-2
Product: rhythmically expressed gene 2 protein
Exons: 3
Coding region: 367-1167 (266 amino acids)
Cellular component (GO): nucleus
Source: RefSeq, a predicted model, not a curated record